GCAAGUCUAUCCUCUCUGAAUAUGCAGUCAAGAUGCAUCUGGAGAAACCCACUUACAACACAACUCGGUCAGUGGGGUUGCUUCCACUUCGUGUAUCUGCUUUGGUAUUCAAUAGUGUUACUUACACUGGUGAGGCAGGCAAAAACAAGGAGGCUGAACAGUUGGCAGCACGGAAAGUUAUCCUGUCAAUUUUGGAUACUUCCGACUCAAGAACUGUCAUCACUGAGAUCAUCAAGUCUAAAGUGAAGGUUAAUGAAGGAGACUCCACCCAGAGUGGCAUUAAUCUUGUAGUAGAGAGUACUGCAGGAACAAUUGUUUUUGUGCCUCCAGCUCAAGCCCUCGAACAACCCCUGGAUAUUGGCUCAAGUUCUACCAAAAAACGACGUAAGAAGGCUAAAAAGAAAUCUCGGGACGAUGCUCAGUUGCCAGUUGCUGUGGUGGCAUAA
Camellia sinensis is the source of this 446-nucleotide messenger RNA. The record is from RefSeq and is a predicted model, not a curated record. Lineage: Eukaryota; Viridiplantae; Streptophyta; Magnoliopsida; Ericales; Theaceae.